CUUCCGGCGGCCUAGGCUUACGUUUACUUUGCGCCGGAAAGAGAGCCUGUGAACGCUUUCGGAAUUAUGGCGGCGGUGGAUAUCCGAGACAAUCUGCUGGGAAUUUCUUGGGUUGACAGCUCUUGGAUCCCUAUUUUGAACAGUGGUAGUGUCCUGGAUUACUUUUCAGAAAGAAGUAAUCCUUUUUAUGACAGAACAUGUAAUAAUGAAGUGGUCAAAAUGCAGAGGCUAACAUUAGAACACUUGAAUCAGAUGGUUGGAAUCGAAUACAUCCUUUUGCAUGCUCAAGAGCCCAUUCUUUUCAUCAUUCGGAAGCAACAGCGGCAGUCCCCUGCCCAAGUUAUCCCACUAGCUGAUUACUAUAUCAUUGCUGGAGUGAUCUAUCAGGCACCAGACUUGGGAUCAGUUAUAAACUCUAGAGUGCUUACUGCAGUGCAUGGUAUUCAGUCAGCUUUUGAUGAAGCUAUGUCAUACUGUCGAUAUCAUCCUUCCAAAGGGUAUUGGUGGCACUUCAAAGAUCACGAAGAGCAAGAUAAAGUCAGACCUAAAGCCAAAAGGAAAGAAGAACCAAGCUCUAUUUUUCAGAGACAACGUGUGGAUGCUUUACUUCUAGACCUCAGACAAAAAUUUCCACCCAAAUUUGUGCAGCUAAAGCCUGGAGAAAAGCCUGUUCCAGUGGAUCAAACAAAGAAAGAGGCAGAACCUGUACCAGAAACUGUAAAAUCUGAGGAGAAGGAGACCACAAAGAAUGUACAACAGACAGUGAGUGCUAAAGGCCCCCCUGAAAAACGGAUGAGACUUCAUUACAUAAUCCUCAGUAUUAAAAUAAACAGUUGCUGACAUUUUGGAAGAUGAAGAAAAGGAAAAACCUCACUCACCAAUACCAUUACCCUAUAAAUACUUAACAGUGUUGUGAAUUUCAAUCUUAUUCUGUGUGUAGAUACUUUUGUUUUCAAUAAAGAAAAGGAAUUUAUGUUUUUAAAAGUUAUGAAGGCUGAGAAGUCCAGCAUUGAUUGGCUCCAUCUGGUGAGGGCCUUCUUGCUGGUAGGAAGUCUGCAAAGUCCCUAGGCGGCACAGGGUAUCUCAUGGCAAGGGGGCUGAGUGUGCUUGCUGCAUAUAGAUGCUUUUAAAACUGUACUUUAAUCAUUCCUUUCAUACAAUUUUACUUUAUUACAUCUGUUGUAAGCUUUUCCCAUGUUUAUGUAGUUUUUAUAGACUGUUUUAGUGUCUGAAUUUCUGUAAAUGAUUGUAUCUCAGUUUUCUUUCUGUGUUAUAUUUGGGAUUUUUUCCCAGUUUACAUUAUUUUGAAUAAGACUGCUGUGAUUAAACCUUUGUAUAAUGCCUUUUCAAUGUUUGGUAUUUGUUUCCUUAGGAUAGAGUUCCAGAAGUGGAAUCACUAGAGUCUCUGCAUUUUUAUUGCUCUUAGUCCAUAUUGCUAAGUUGUUCCUCGAAAGGUUGGACUAGUGAUCACUCAAACAGCAAAGUUUGAAAGUAUGUAUCAGGUUUUCCAGAAUUGCUACCACUGAAUUUUGUCAUUUAUGUUUUUAGUGUUAAUUAAGUAGCAAAAGUGGUAUUUUAGUAUUUAAAGUGGUUGAAGAAUUUCUCAUCUUUGUUUUCUGCUUUUAUGAAAUGUCUAAUUUUAUGUAUUGUGUGAGAUUUUUGUCUUUCAGCUUCUUAUUUUGACAUAAUUUCUGGCAAACAGAACAGUUGUAAGAAUAGUACAAAGAAUUCUUACAUAUACCUUUUACCCUAGUUCUCCAUCUGUUAACCAUUUUUCUGUAUUUUAGUCUUUAUUUUCUUUCUCUCUUUCUUCUGUCUCUGACUCUUGCUCUACUGUCACUUGCUGUUUCUCUCUUUCUCCCUCUCUCUUUCGAUCUUAUUUGUGUUUCAUCAGUGGUGCCAAUAAUGUCAUUUGCAACAGAAGAAAAUCCUGAGUUACGGGCCACAUUUAGUUGUCCUGUCUUUUCAGUCUCCUGUAACCUGGAAUGGUUCUUUAAUCUUGCUUGUUUUUCAUAACCUUGAUAUUUGUAGUUGAAGUCAUUCAUUUUGUGGAAUGUCUCUCAAUUUGGGUCUGUUUGAUAUAUUCCCAUGAUGAAAUUCACCUCAUGCGUUUUUGUGAGGAAUGCCGUAGAAAAGAUGCUUACGGAGGCACAUGCUGUCAAUUUGCUCCAUUUCUGGUGAUGUUAACAUUAAUCACUUGGUUAAGGUAGUGUCUAUAAAGUUACUCCACUGUAAAGUUAUUUUUCCUUUUAAAAGUUAUAAGUAUCUUGGAAUAUUUUGAGGCUCUGAGUAUCCUGUUAUUUCUCAAACUUUUACCCACUGGCUAGCCUCCAUUGAUAAGUCUUGCCUGAAUCAUUUAUUACUCUGAUGGUUGCCAAAUGGUGAUUUUCUGAUUUCAUUGUUCCAUGUUAUUAGUUAGCUUUCUGCUAUAAACGGCUUUUAUUUCUCCCCCCUUUUUAAAAACAACAUUGUGGACUCCUGGAUUCUUAUUUUCCUCAGUGUGUAUAUUUCUUUACUGUCAUUCAUAUUGAUGCCCAAAUUGUCCUAAAUUGGGCCAAUGGGAGCUCCUUCAAGCCGAUCCUGUGUCCUUUUGAUAUGACUUCAUCAUCCAUUGAGUGAUUUCUUUGCUCUUUAGCACAAUCAGAUAUUCCAGGCUCAUUUCAACCCUGGAGCCAGGCACUUCUAUUUCUUUUAGUGGAGAAUAGCAUUUGGAAAUCAAGAUCUGUGUGCUGGGUAUGUUCAUUGCUACUGCGAUGUUAUUGCUUCUAGGCCUUUUCAACUGACAGGGUCAGUAAUGGAGUAAAACUCAUUGUAAUCGUGUAACUUAUGUGGGUUAAGAAAUUGAACUUUGCUAGUACCCCAGAAGCUCCUUUAUGUCCCCUCCUGAUUUUAACGCUUAAUCACCUUCAUCCUCAGUUUUAUGGUAAUCGCUUGUCUUUACAGGUUUACUCUGUAACCAUGCAUCCCUAAAUAAAUGUUUAGAUUGCCUAUUUUAAAAAUUUAAUAUAA
Symphalangus syndactylus (siamang) is the source of this 3009-nucleotide messenger RNA. It is a transcript of the gene MED6, whose product is annotated as mediator complex subunit 6. The record is from RefSeq and is a predicted model, not a curated record. Gene Ontology annotation, biological process: regulation of transcription by RNA polymerase II. NCBI's taxonomy places the organism in Eukaryota, Metazoa, Chordata, Mammalia, Primates, Hylobatidae. Gene Ontology annotation, cellular component: mediator complex. Gene Ontology annotation, molecular function: transcription coregulator activity.